Molecule: messenger RNA, 434 nt
Organism: Trypanosoma cruzi
Lineage: Eukaryota; Euglenozoa; Kinetoplastea; Trypanosomatida; Trypanosomatidae
Product: serine/threonine-protein phosphatase PP1
Exons: 1
Cellular component (GO): cytoplasm; nucleus
Molecular function (GO): protein serine/threonine phosphatase activity
Source: RefSeq, a predicted model, not a curated record
AUGUCCGCCGUGGUUACCCGCAAGCGCAGCCGCUCUCAGUCUGCGGAGAAGACGCUGGAGCGGCGGGAGGCGGCCCCGGUUCCGCGGCUUGAGACGUCCAUUGAGGAGGAGGAGAAGUCCGCCAUCCGGCAAUUAGUGACGUCCGUCCUGCAGGACUGGCGGGGUGCACAGAAGCUCCUAAACGAGGAUAUUAUCCGCACCGUUCUGCGUCGUGUGCGGCCAGUGCUGAUGUCGCAACCGAUGAUGGUGAGACUUGAGGCCCCAGUUAACGUCUGUGGGGACAUCCACGGCCAGAUCAACGAUCUCGUAGAGAUAUUCCGAGCCGGGGGAAUGCCGCCCGCGUCGCGCUACCUGUUUCUUGGCGACUAUGUGGAUCGUGGCAAGUACGGCACAGAGGUGAUCAGCGUGUUACUCGGUCUGAAGGUUCUCCACCC